Messenger RNA from Schistocerca cancellata (South American locust), 648 nucleotides. RefSeq names its product translation initiation factor IF-2-like. Bases 1 to 648 code for a protein of 215 amino acids. The transcript is spliced from 3 exons. Lineage: Eukaryota; Metazoa; Arthropoda; Insecta; Orthoptera; Acrididae. The record is from RefSeq and is a predicted model, not a curated record.
AUGGUUCGCUGGGAUAAUCCUAAUGAAUCUCUAAAGUUAGUAAUUUCCUUGUUGGCUUCGAAAGCAGCGGGCGGCGACCAGGCGGCGGCGAGGACCGGCAGGUGGCGACCAGGCGGCGGCGAGGACCGGCAGGCGGCGACCAGGCGGCGGCGAGGACCGGCAGGCGGCGACCAGGCGGCGGCGAGGACCGGCAGGCGGCGACCAGGCGGCGGCGAGGACCGGCAGGCGGCGACCAGGCGGCGGCGAGGACCGGCAGGCGGCGACCAGGCGGCGGCGAGGACCGGCAGGCGGCGACCAGGCGGCGGCGAGGACCGGCAGGCGGCGACCAGGCGGCGGCGAGGACCGGCAGGCGGCGACCAGGCGGCGGCGAGGACCGGCAGGUGGCGACCAGGCGGCGGCGAGGACCGGCAGGCGGCGACCAGGCGGCGGCGAGGACCGGCAGGCGGCGACCAGGCGGCGGCGAGGACCGGCAGGCGGCGACCAGGCGGCGGCGAGGACCGGCAGGCGGCGACCAGGCGGCGGCGAGGACCGGCAGGCGGCGACCAGUCACUCAACACCGACACCUUCUCGUCGCCUUUUGUGCUGGUACUACCUCCUCCAAAGAGGAAGGAGAAAGAGAGGAAGGGGGAGAAAUGCUUGAAUGGCUAA